This is a messenger RNA of Salpingoeca rosetta, 1019 nucleotides long. RefSeq names its product proteasome subunit beta type-6. The transcript has 8 exons. Bases 88 to 750 code for a protein of 220 amino acids. Gene Ontology annotation, molecular function: threonine-type endopeptidase activity. Gene Ontology annotation, cellular component: proteasome core complex. Lineage: Eukaryota; Choanoflagellata; Craspedida; Salpingoecidae. The record is from RefSeq and is a predicted model, not a curated record.
UUUCAAUCAAACUUCCACAUUCAACCGCCAGCGGAAGACAGCGGAGAAGCAAGAAGUCGAAAAGCAAACAGACGACAGACAGCAGAUAUGGAUGGGCUUGUCGACAGGAGCAACCCAGACUGGGUGUCUGCGGAGCACAAGACUGGCACAACCAUCAUGGCUGUGGAGUUUGCAGACGGCGUGGUCAUUGGCGCCGAUUCCAGAACCACCACUGGCGCAUAUGUGGCCAACCGCGUCACGGACAAGCUGACGAAGCUGACCGACUACAUCUACUGCUGCCGUUCCGGUUCAGCAGCCGACACACAGGCCAUCGCCGACAUUGUGCGGUACUACCUUGAAUUGCACAGUGUGGAGAUUGACGAGGAGCCACGCGUGGGUGUUGCUGCCAGCAUAUUCCGUGAGUUCUGCUACAACAACCGCGACCAGCUCACAGCAGGCAUCAUCUGCGCCGGCUUCGACGAGCACAAGGGCGGCCAGGUGUACUCCAUCCCACUUGGCGGCCUCGUUGUCCGCCAGCCAUUUGCCAUUGGCGGGUCCGGCUCCACCUUCCUGUACGGCCACUGCGAUUCCACGUUCAAGGAGGGCAUGGCCAAGGACGAGUGCCUCACAUUUGUUCGCAACGCGCUUGCACUUGCCAUGUCGCGGGAUGGGUCCUCUGGUGGCGUGAUCCGCACCGCCGUCAUCACAAAGGACGGCGUCGAGCGCGACGUGGUCCUGGGUGAUGCGCUGCCCACGUUCUACCAAGGCUGAAGAACAUCGUCGACCCUGACAGGUCCCAAUGCGCGUCUGUCUGUCUCUGUGUUUGUGUCUAUCUGUCUGUCUGUGUGCGUGCGUGUGUGAAUGCACACCUCUACAUGUGUGUGUGUGUGUGUUUCGUUGCCUGUUUGUUGUUGGAUGCACCAUCCCAGGUGCGCCAUCCACAUUCUCCUCCAACCCCCAGCUCCAACAUCAACAACAACAACCCACCCCUCCAACAACAAAACAAAACGAACCCCAACAAUUAAAACCAUCGUUCCCGA